GGGGCUCCAUCAUCAUCAUCAUCAUCAUCCUCACCAUCACCCACUGCUAUAGUCACAGCCUGCUGGAUUACUGCGCCUUUACGCAUUUGUGAAAAGCACCCAGAUAUCGUGCUGUUAUCUACUCGAUUAAUAUUUUCUAUCCAUUCAUCCAACGUGUGAAAAUGUUUUACACUUGCGGCCCCAAUGAAGCAAUGGUGGUGUCGGGUUUCGGCCGCUCUCCACCCGUCAUGAUCUCUGGCGGGAGAGUGUUUGUUAUUCCAUGCGUUCAGCAGAUACAAAGGAUCUCUUUAAACACACUGACGCUGAAUGUAAAGAGUGAUAAAGUCUACACACGUCAUGGAGUGCCCAUCUCUGUCACUGGAAUCGCACAGAUGAAGAUUCAAGGGCAGAAUAAGCAGAUGUUGGCUGCAGCAUGUCAGAUGUUUCUGGGAAAGUCAGAGAAUGAGAUUGCGCACAUCGCCUUGGAAACACUGGAGGGUCACCAGAGAGCCAUUAUUGCUCACCUGACCGUGGAGGAGAUCUACAAAGACCGCAAGAAGUUCUCCGAGCAGGUGUUCAAGGUGGCUUCAUCCGACCUCGUCAACAUGGGCAUCAGUGUGGUCAGCUACACACUCAAAGAUGUUCACGAUGACCAGGAUUACCUGCACUCUUUGGGAAAGGCCCGUACGGCACAAGUGCAGAAGGAUGCACGGAUUGGAGAAGCCAAGAACAAAAGAGAUGCAGUGAUCAGGGAGGCCAAUGCUAUACAGGAGAAGGUAUCUGCUCAGUACAUGAAUGAGAUCGAGAUGGCUAAGGCUCAGAGAGACUACGAGCUGAAGAAGGCUGUCUACGACAUUGAGGUCUUCACCAAAAAAGCAGAGUCUGAAAUGGCCUAUCAGCUCCAGGUAGCGAAGACAAAGCAGCAGAUCGAGGAGGAGAAGAUGCAGGUGAUGGUGGUGGAGCGCUCGCAGCAGAUCAUGCUUCAAGAACAGGAGAUCACACGCAAGGAGAAAGAGCUGGAGGCCAAAGUCAAGAAACCAGCCGAUGCCGAGCGAUACCGGCUGGAGAAACUGGCGGAAGCUGAACGUCUUCAGCUAAUCAUGGAGGCAGAAGCUGAGGCCGAAUCUAUCAAAAUGAGAGGAGAGGCCGAAGCAUACGCUGUGGAGGCUAGAGGUCGUGCCGAAGCCGAGCAGAUGGCUAAGAAGGCCGAGGCCUUCCAGAACUACAAGGAAGGAGCGAUGGUGGACAUGCUGCUGGAGAAACUGCCGCUGAUGGCAGAGGAGAUCAGUAAGCCCCUGUCAGCUGCCAAUAAGGUCACCAUGGUUUCCAGUGGAGGUUCAGAGAUUGGUGCAGCCAAGCUGACAGGUGAAGUGCUUGACAUCAUGACCAGACUGCCCGAAACCAUUGAGAAACUAACUGGGGUCAGCAUUUCCCAGGUGGCCCGUACUGGUUGAAGAAAUUCUCCGACACUCUCUCUCCUCCAUCUGUGACAGUUCAUUUAUUUUCCUUUUACUGUAUCUUCCACACGGCAUCUCUUUUGUUUUCCCUUCUUUCUCUCUCGACGUACACUUCCUGUCUGUCUUGCCUUGCUGCCAAAACCCAAAGUGCAUUUUAAUCUAAAACUCCAGGGAAGAAUGCUGUACUUUAUAUCUUUAAUGCAAUCAUAAGAAGACAGUGAAGUCCAAGGA
Cyprinus carpio (common carp) is the source of this 1667-nucleotide messenger RNA. RefSeq names its product flotillin-1. Lineage: Eukaryota; Metazoa; Chordata; Actinopteri; Cypriniformes; Cyprinidae. Gene Ontology annotation, cellular component: plasma membrane. Gene Ontology annotation, biological process: positive regulation of cell junction assembly; positive regulation of cell-cell adhesion mediated by cadherin; positive regulation of endocytosis. The record is from RefSeq and is a predicted model, not a curated record.